Messenger RNA from Amaranthus tricolor (Joseph's coat), 1788 nucleotides. RefSeq lists its product as uncharacterized. NCBI's taxonomy places the organism in Eukaryota, Viridiplantae, Streptophyta, Magnoliopsida, Caryophyllales, Amaranthaceae. The transcript has a single exon. The record is from RefSeq and is a predicted model, not a curated record. Bases 585 to 1691 code for a protein of 368 amino acids.
AGAAUAUGUUAGAAUAUGUUAGAAUAUUUCUCCAUAUAUUGUGUUAUAUAUUUAGGGAAACAAAAUAUUCUGUAUAUUUCCCUAAUUUAGGUAACAUCUCUUGUAUAUAUAGUAUGCAAUGUAUAUUGGAAGAGAAUGAAUAAAUACAGAGAUUUAAACCCUAAAAUUGGUUUAUUCCUUUAAUCAUGGUAUCGGAGCCGAAGGUGGUUCGUGGUAUGAUGUGGCUCACAUGUGAGGGGGAGUGUUGGAAAUACUUCACAUGUGAGACAAGAUCCCACAUCGAUAAAAUAGUGGGUUGUUGACUUGCAUAUAUAGUGGGUGAGCUAAUCUUCCUACUACCAUAUGAUUUUGGGAAACAAUGAACCUCACCAAGUGUAUGUGGAAGUCAACGCUCUUGACUCGUGGGUUUGUGGGCCCGAGUCCACGGGUGUCCUGUGUCCACAUGAGUGGGCCACGGUGAAACUUAUGUGACGAAUUGUCACGGCCUAAUAUGGUAUCAGAGCCAAGACGUUUCUGAGGAGAAACCGUCUAAGCGGCGUCAUCAUUUACCGGAAAAACAAACCUCACCUGAAAAAGAAAACAGAAUGGAGUCAAAGGACACCAUAAUCAUGCCAGACCAACCAGUAACAAUGGGGCAGUUAUUGCAACUGUUCUCACAGUUAAACACCAAUAAACCACCUCCACCACCAUCCGAAACAUCCACAAGCACCACCACAAUUUCAAUUCCCACAUUCUCAAUAUCAGAAAAAUUAACUCACCAGAAUUACACCAUGUGGUCCAGGCUGAUGCAAUUAGCCUUAAGUGGUCGUGAUCGGCUCAACCAUAUCAUCGCUGACCCACCACCACAAACAGACCAAGAGUACAGCCAAUGGACCAGGCGAGAUUCAGUGGUUAUCUCAUGGAUAAUCGAAAGCAUUCAUCCGGAUUUGGUCAACCAAUUUAUCGAUUUCCCAAUCGCAAAAACUCUUUGGAAGGGGAUAGAGACCGUAUACAGCAGUGGCGGUGACGGUCUCCAAAUUUUCGAUCUCACUGUCAAAGCUAACAAAAUCGAACAAAGGACCGACACCUUGGAAAAAUAUUAUAGCAACUUAAUAACUUUGUGGAAGGAAAUCGAUAGGAGGCAACCAAACCCGAUGAAGGACCCAGAAGACAAAGUCAUUUACAAUCAAUUAACCCAGAAAAACCGGUUGUACCAAUUUCUUGCAGGGGUAAAUGAAACUUUCGACAAAGAGAGGAGAGACCUUCUCCUUCAAGAUCCAUUACCCACUGCAGAAGAAGCCUACGCAUUCAUAAGGAGGGAGAUAAUGAGAAGGGGAAUCAUGAAAAAGGAGCCCUCAUCAGAGGUAGAUUCAUCGGGCUCAGGGGGCGUGUUCGCUGUUAGAGGGAGAUCGAAAAAAUCUUACCGGAAAAAUGACGACAGGAGCCAUCUUCAAUGUACCCACUGUGGUGGGAUGAGGCACACGAAAAGUGAGUGCUUCAAACUUGUUGGAUACCCGGAUUGGUGGCCAGACACGAGGAAGAAAGGGGCAAAAAUGGCCGGCCAACUCUCCGAUCAGCCAAGAUCUGGAAGAGCAGCGGUCGUUUCAAGCACCAAAUCAGACGAAAACAUGGCAGCCAUGGUUAAAUACUCAAAGGAGGAUGAAGGUAACAGGGAAAAGCAAAAGUCAGAGAAAAUGGGAAGGAGAAAGUGACCCUUCAAAUGAAGGAGAAGGUGACCCUUCAAAUGAAGGGCACACGUUUUUUAAAGCAAAAAGAAGGGGAAACGUGGGUCCCUCUCCUCCACCCGUC